AUGAGCAGCACGAGCUCCUCCUUCAGUUUGCCUCAUGAUGCAGCAGACAAACACAGGACGCAUCGGCAGCAGCCCAACCACCACUUGCAGCAGCAGCAUCAGCAGCAGCAGCAGCAACAGAAGCAGAAGCAUGGAGGCGCGCCUCACGUAUCGAUCCCUCCCCUAGUGCGGGGUGGCUCUUCCUGCAGCAGCAGCAGCAGCAGCUGCUGCCGGCGCUGCAGCUGCACCUUGCCUGCUUACACAGACGUGGUGAUAGUGGGUGCGGGCCCAGCAGGUCUAACGCUUGCUCUGUCUCUGGCGCUGCAGAGGGUCUCCUUUGUGCUGCUAGAUGCCUCCCCUCAGCCUCAAAACGAAAGCCGUGCUUUAGCUGUGCAUGCGAGGACUUUAGAAAUACUUGAGGACUUGGGCGUGGCUUGCAGCUUCUUGACGCUGGGCCUGCGCUGUCAGUCGUUAGAGCUGUGGCUGAGCGGCAAGAAGAGUUUAUGUGUCCCCUUUAGAGACACGGAGACAGCAGCAGCACCAAGGAGACUCCCCCCGCUGAAGGCGCUUCUCUCCCUUGCUAGCAGCAUAGCAGCAGCUGCAGAUACACCUGAACUGCAUGCAGCCUGCAGCAGCUCCACCCCCUUUCCCUUCUCUCUCAUUUUGCCUCAAUCCACCACUUGCCAGAUCCUCGAACGCAGACUCAACCAACUCGGACACAAGGUACACCGCCCGGUUGCCGUCUGGGAGGUGCAGGGAUUUGAAGUAGACGAGCCGAGCUCCUUCCCUGUGCAGCGGCAGCAGCAACAGCGACGGCAGCAGCAGCAAAGACAGCAGCAACAGCGGCAGCUCAAUGGAGGGGGAGUUGAUUCACAAGGAGACUCAGACAGCAGCUCCUUCAGGUCUCCUCACGAAGCCGCAGACGACGAAGAGGAUGCAGCAGAUACCGAGAAGCAGCAGCAGCAGCAGCAGCAGCAGGUGCCGCAGCAGCAGCAGAUGCCGCAGCAGCAAGAAAGAUUUCUUCCUACUUUUGCAUCACCGGGGCAGGCCAAUGCCCAGGAGGGCUCAGCUGUACGCAAAGCCGGGGGGAUUGCUGUUGAAGAAAGAGGAGACGCUUGCUCUUUUAUUGUAGCAGAUCUGCAGCUGUCUCCUUCUUUGUCUGCUACCAGCAGCAGCACUGUCUCUCCAGCCUCCUCUCCUGUCUUAUCCAGCAACACCCCUCCACAAACACCACACAGGGAUCGUCAGCACAAGCAUCAACCCUCAAGCCUCUUAGCAGGCGCUGCUGCAGCCCAGCGCUCCUUAGCCCUCGCGGCUCAACAGCAGCAGCAGCAACAGCAGCAGCAGCAGCAGCAGCGGGAGGAGCAGGAGCAGCGGCGGGAGCAGCAAGUCGAGGAGCGCCUGCUGCAACUGCCUUCCUGGCAGUUUCCGCAGCAGCAGCAGCAACAGGGGGAGGCGACAAGCUGCGAGCUGCUGAGCUGCGGAGGCUUAGAGAGCGCUACUGAAGGGCUGCUGUGGGGUGAGGGGCUUAUGUAUGGAUUGGGAAGGAGGCUGCAUGCAGCUGCUGCUGCAGCAUUUGAGCCGAGAGAGACAGAAAGAGCGAGGUUGAUGGCUUCAGGUAGACAAACAGCAGCAGGAGAUGCUGUUGAGAUACACCUCACACCCAAGGGGUUUGCCGCGUGCAUUCCUAUGCUCGGCACUGCGUCUGCAGCAGAUGUAGCACUCGCAGCUGCAGCGGGAAGCCGCAGGAGCAGCAGCAGCAGCAGCGGCAGCCUGCGUCAGCAGCAUAUGCUGCAGAGGCGCAGCACCAGACCCGCAGAUGCAGCAGCAUUCCGCUGGAGAGUCGUGACGGAAAGGCUUCCGUCUGCUGCUGCUGCUGCUGCAGCUGCCACCCGCCCUGUAGAGUACACCAGUGCUGCUGCUGCUGCAGCAACCGCUGCUGCCGCUGCAGAGGACAGCGACCGACCUGCCAACUCCGCAAGGAGACAGGAGACGCAGGCGGAGACACAAGCCGAGCUGCUGCAGCAAGUUGAACGGAAUGCCUAUAACUUGGGGUGGAAGCUGGCCCGCGUGCUGAAGCAGGGGGCCUCCCCGCAGUUGCUGGAUUCGUAUGCAGCUGAGGCGAGAGAAGCAGCAGGCCUUGUAUCGCGUUUGCUGCUGCGGAUGGGGGCUGCUGUGGCCUCGCAUUUGCCCAGCGCUGCACGGAGUUUCGGGCAGACACUUCUUAUGACGCAGAUCUCUUACAUGCAACCUAGCAUCGCGCUGGGUAAUGCAGACGACUCCUUCAUCUCAGGCCUCCGCCCAGGCUGCAGGGCCCCUGACUGUCUUGUCAAAGUGGCGCGACUUCCUCGCUCUUUGCCUGCUGAAGCAGCAGCAGACCCUGUCGUUGGUUAUCUAUUUGAGCUGCUGGGCAGAGGCCGCCAUUUGCUGCUGCUGCACAUCAUGCUGUUGCCGCCGGGGACGCGGAAGCAAAAUAUAUUUGGCUGCGAGAUUGCUGGAGCACCCCUUGUUUCUAGAUACAACACGGAAGCAGUUAGUACUUUGGCUCGUCUCUGCCAACUGGCUAUAUUAGCUGCAGCAAAGGGGCUUCUUCUUAAAGAAGGGGAGAAUACGCUGGAGGCCUCUUCAGACCCUUCAGCAGCAGCAGCAGCAGGAGCAGCAGCAGGAGCAGCAGCCCCAAGUCUGCGGGCUCCGUUUUCGGCUGCAGACUUCGCCGACGCGCCGCAAAGCCUCGACGCGAUUGCUGCUGCUGCUCCUCGCAGCAGCAGCAGCAGCAGCAGCAUCAGCAGCGGCGGCAGCAGCGGCAGCGAGUCGGAAGAAGAAGACAACGAUAUUGUAGGGGGCUCGAUGUAUAGGCAGGCACCUCAAGGUCUUAAAGAUGGCUCCCUACGGGGCCUCGAGACCCCUGCUGCAGCAGCAGCAGCAGCAGCAGCAGAAUCAGAAGGAACUGCUGCAGCAGUUGGUGGCCGCGUGCUGCGGCGUCACACACUAUAUCACCCCCGGCGCGCUGCGCCUGCUGCAGGCUCAUCCUCAUCGUCAGCAGCAGCAGCAGCAGCAGCAGCAGCACUGGAGCGGCAGCUCUGGGCUUCUGACCUGCGGGUUGUUUGGUGCUUCCAUGGGCCCCCCGCAGCUGUACAUACAACAGCAACAUCAACAAGCAUCACAUCAGAGAUUAUUCGAGGCAAUUCGCGCUGUCUUCCUGCUGCUAGAAGUCGCUCCUUCCUCCUCUCCCCCCAGCAGCAGCAGCAGCAGCAGCAGCAGCAGCAGGGGCCUUUAGUUGCUAGGGCAGAGAGCGUGAAGGGAGAGAUAGAGGAGUGCCAUUUAGUGGAGCGUCCUUUGCUGCAGCUGCUGCCUAGUGCUUUGCUGCAGCAGCUGCAGCAGGCUAGCAGCAGCAGCAGCAGGGGAGCAGGGGGCUUCGUGCUGCUGGACUUCCUCAAUGACCUCGGCAGCAAAUUCGGGUUGUCUCUUGCUGCACCGCAUGCAUCAGAUGGGGCUGAAGCCAGCUGCGGCUUUUCUCUUAUAAGGCCUGACGGCUAUCUAGCGCAUUGCGGGAGAAUAGGAGACACCAAAGCAGCAAGGGGACUGUUAGACUACCUCAUCAGAUUCUAA
Messenger RNA from Eimeria acervulina, 3588 nucleotides. Its product is annotated as FAD-depdendent monooxygenase, putative. Gene Ontology annotation, molecular function: FAD binding. The record is from RefSeq and is a predicted model, not a curated record. The coding region runs from base 1 to 3588 and encodes 1195 amino acids. NCBI's taxonomy places the organism in Eukaryota, Apicomplexa, Conoidasida, Eucoccidiorida, Eimeriidae. The transcript is spliced from 9 exons.